AUGACGCGUCGCCCUGUGAUUGAAUACUACUUCUCAUUCAUCUCCCUAUGGUCCUACGUGGGCAGCCGACGCCUCCAACAACUCGUGCGGGAGCGUAACGCCCAGAUCAUCUACAAGCCCAUCAAUAUAAUGGACAUCUUCUCCAUUUCGGGAGGUCUACCCGUCAAGCAGCGCGCGGCCCAACGGCAAGCAUACCGCCUGGUGGAGAUGGAGCGAUGGACGAAACUUCGUGGCCUGCCGAUCGUGCAGCAUCCAAAGUUCUACCCGGCAGAUCCAUCGUUGGCGCAUCGGGUGCUGCUGGCGGCGAUCGAUGAUUUGGGCCAUGAUAGUGAGCAUGUGCAUGAGUUUGCGAGGAAGGGGCUGGAGACGGUGUGGGCGAAUGAAGCUGAUAUUGCGGACGAGAAGACGAUUGUCGAUGUGGCGAAGGGGUCGGGGCUCGAUGGGGAGAGGUAUCUCAAGAGUGCGCUUGCAGACGAGAAGUUGUCGAAGCAAGAGCAGAGCUUGAACGAGGAGGCGGUCGCGAAGCAAGUCUUUGGGGCUCCGUUCUUCUUCUACAAGGGCGAGCCGUUCUGGGGUCAGGACAGGAUUGAGAUGCUCGAUGAGGCGAUCAAAUCGGGGAGAGAGCUAAUUCCACUGCCGACAUUGAGCUAG
This is a messenger RNA of Exophiala bonariae, 651 nucleotides long. RefSeq lists its product as uncharacterized. Bases 1 to 651 code for a protein of 216 amino acids. Gene Ontology annotation, cellular component: mitochondrion; peroxisome. Gene Ontology annotation, biological process: naphthalene catabolic process; glutathione metabolic process. The transcript has a single exon. The record is from RefSeq and is a predicted model, not a curated record. Gene Ontology annotation, molecular function: glutathione peroxidase activity; glutathione transferase activity; 2-hydroxychromene-2-carboxylate isomerase activity. NCBI's taxonomy places the organism in Eukaryota, Fungi, Ascomycota, Eurotiomycetes, Chaetothyriales, Herpotrichiellaceae.